UUCUAGUAACGGAAGCUACCUUGGCAAGCGACGGCUUUUCGUCUUCGUGGGCACGCACAUGGGCAUGCGGAGUCAGCUUUCAGUGCGUUUAACGCCUUGGCUCUCACAGAACGCUUGUAAGGGCUUAGGGGUUCCAGCUGGACAAAAUCAGGUGCGCAGGCUUGCCAGUGUAAGACUAGUGGUUCGCCAUGAGGCUGACGUGCCACGCGUAAUCAACAGCCCCCUUCAGAUUACUGUACAAAUACUUAUUUGGAGCUCGUACGAGUCACAUGUAUUGCUUGUACACGCCAAAUACCUCGGCGUCGCCGUCGCCGAGUGCAAGCGGGCGGACUGCUGAGACAUUCGCUUUGUCCCUACUCGCGCACUGUUCCACCACAAAAGACGUGUAGUCCUUACAGGACACAUUCAAACGGCUAUCACUUGCCUCGCUAUCAAGGUCAUCCUUAAGCGCUCUUGCUUGGCCAUUACGCCACGUUAGCAAUCUAUCCCGACGCCUUCUUAAGCCUCCCCUCCCCUCCGGCUCCGCCCAACCUCAACACUUCCCUCCCCCUUCCCUCGUCACCUCCUUUGCCAUUACCAUUCAUCACGCUGGGUCCUCUUCCUUUUCCCCUUCAAACUAUCUCGCACACGACCCCAGGCUCAAGCUCUAGUCGGCGGGGACGCUGCCGGCAGCGGUUGCACAGUCACCCAUGGCGGCGCCAGCAGCGGUGCUGCUGGCUCACAGACAGGCAUGAGGGCAGCCGCCGCCACCACCGCCGGCAUCAACAGCGGCGGUGCUCCAGGACGCUUCCUGAGCACCGUCUCCGCUGCCGCUGCCAAGGCCCCCGCCGCCGUCACCCCCGCCACCGCUGCUGCUGCUGGUACUGCUGGUGGUGGUGGUACGGCGACGGCAGCGGCGGCGGCGGUCCCAACUGCAUGCCCGCCCCAACCGCCUGCCGCCGCCGCUCCCCCUCCGCUGUCCUUCUCCGACCACCGGGCGGUGUUCCAAGGGCAGGGCUCCUGGCAGCUGCUGCGAGCGUAUGUCGUACUGCGGGCGUGCGGGUUCAAGCCGGUUGUUGACAACGCGGAGACGCUGCUGGUAACCCUGCGGGGGCUGCUGGGGGCGGGCCCCACGGAUGCGCUGAUCAAGUCCACCUUCUUCGCGCACUUCUGUGCGGGCGAGAAUGUGGAGGAGGUGCAGCGCACAGUGGACCGACUGCGGGCCUCCGGAGUAGGCGCGAUUCUGGACUACGCGGCGGAGGACGACGUGGGCCCCUCCGCCACCGCCGCAUCCUCCACUUCGCCCUCCGCCUCCUCCCCCUCCGCCUCCUCCUCCUCCUCCUCCUCCUCCGCUGCUAACGCCCGCAGCAGCAGCAGCGGCAGCAGCAGCAGCAGCGAAGGUAACAACACCAACGCCAGCAGCGGUGGCAGCGGCGGAGGCCUCACGGCUAUGGCACCGGAAACCGCCGCUGCGGCUGCGGAUGCUGCCACCUCCACCUCCACCUCCACCUCCACCUCCACCUCCACCACCACCACCACUGCAGACGGCACCAGCAGCAGUAGCGGUCCUGCAGGGUUUCGACACUUUGCACCACCCGCCUCCUCUUCCUCCCCCUCACCCUCCUGGCGUGCACCGCUUGCACCCCACCCACUUCCCUCUCCCGCAGCGCUGUCAGAGGCAGCGGCAGCGGCUGCACAGGCGGACGGCCCCGCCUCCUCCUCCCACUUCUCCGCCCACUCCCACUCCCACUCCUCCUCUUCCUCCUCUUCUUGGGUUUCAGUUGCGGCAGUGGCUCCGGAGCCCUCCCCGCGCUCGCUGGGGGUGGUGGGGCGCACGUACGACUACGGCUCGGAGGAGCAGUGCGACAGGCACGUGGAGCACUUCCUGUCGGCCAUUGAGAUGGCGGCUCGGCAGCCGGGACGACCCGCAUUCGCCGCCAUCAAGAUGACGGCCCUGGGUAACCCCGAGCUGCUGCAACGCGCCUCCACCGCCAUCACCACCCUACACGGGCUGUUCGCGCAGUUUGACGAGGAUGGCAGCGGCUUCGUGGACCGAGGCGAGUUCCUGCGCCAGUGGCGGCGACUGGUGGCAGGCAGGGGAGGUGCUGAUGCAGGGAGCGGCAGCAGGGACAGCAGGGACAGCAGGGACAGCAGGGACAGCAGGGACAGGUGCUGUACUUCACAUGCACUACAGCAACAGCAUGCCCAUACACACGAUGCAGCAGCAGCAGCAGGCGGUGUAAGUGCUGCUGCCGAGGAGGAGGAGGUGGACGAGGUGGGCGGCAGCGGCGCCGGCAGCAGUCGGGAGGGCGGUGUUCCGGCGCACUGCGAGUACCAGCGGCACUUCCACUACACUGAGGGGGUGGAUGAGGCGGCGGUGCUGCGACAGGCGGAGGACACGUUCCGCUGGCUGGACAGGCAGGGGACAGGGAAGGUGGACUACGUGAGCUGGUGUCAGCGACUGGACCUGCAGCACAUGCCCAUGCUGGCGGCGCGGAUAGCGGAGGGGGGCGGCAGCAACUCGACAGUCGCCGACGCCUGCCUGGACGGGUUAGAGGUGGAGCUUAUGGGGGCGCUGCUGGGGCGGCUGAGGCGGCUGGUAUCCGCGGCGUUGCGUCACAACGUGCGGUUGAUGAUCGAUGCGGAACACACCUACUUCCAACCGGCGAUCGAGCACGUGACGCUGCGGUUGAUGCGGGAACACAACCGGGACGGCGUGGCACGGGUGAUGAACACGUACCAGGCCUAUCUGGUUGACAGCCGGGCUCGACUUCAUCGCGACUUGGAGAGGGCCCGCCGAGAGGGCUGGGUGCUGGGGGCAAAGCUGGUCCGCGGCGCCUACCUGAAUCUGGAGCGGCGGCGCGCGGCGGAGCUGGGCUACCGCUCGCCUGUUUGGGGCAGCCUGGAGGAGACACACGCCAACUACGAUGCAUGCGCGGCGGAGCUGUUGGCGGCGGUGGCGGAGGGACGUGCGGAGGUUCUGUUGGGCACACACAACCAGGCGAGUGUGGAGCGGGCGGUGGCCCUCAUGUCUCAACUGGGACUGCAACCCCAGGGUGGCACCGGCAGCGGCAGCGGCACAGGCAGCAGCAGGGCUACAGCCUCGACUGUCACAGCUGCUACCGGCAGCGGCAGCGGCAGCAGCAACACGCCUAAUGCCAGCAGCAGCGGGGUCAGUGGCAGCAGCAGCAGCGGCAGCAACCCCAGCAGCGGUAGUCCCCUCCGCCGCGGUCCGGGAGUGAUGUUUGGUCAGCUGUUGGGGAUGAGCGAUCAUUUGACACUGACGCUGGGCAAGGCAGGCUAUAGGGCCUACAAGUACGUGCCGUACGGAGCCGUGGGUCAGGUGAUGCCGUACCUGCUGCGGAGGGCCGCUGAAAACCAAGACAUCCUCAAGGGCGCCAAGCAGGACCUGGUAAUGCUGAGGUCGGAGCUGCGGCGGCGGCUGGCGGCAGCGGUGGGACUGUCAUCGGCCUCCUCCUAGUCCUUCUGCUGAUGGCUGUCCUGUUGGGGUCUUUGUCCUCGGUUUUUAUACGGUACUUGGCUUAGCUGCAGUUUCGUCUUAGGUACGGGGGCAAGGGCAGGAUGAGGCGAGAGGGGGGGAGGGGUUGUGCGAAAAGGAGAGCAGAGCAGAGGGUCGGAGUUCGGUGGAAAACGGUGGACUGUGAAAGGAAUGUUUAGAACCCUAACCCUAGCUAACAAGCAAUGAAGUGCAUCCAGCAGGCCGUUAUUAGAUGGAAGUGUCCCCAGCAGGCGUGAAGAACGGAGUCCAAACGUCUAGCAACGGCUAGUAAGCUCUUAUUAUCUAACUCACCUCGCCCAUGCACUAGCUCAUUUCCUUUGCAACGUUAUUAAUGGACCCCUUACGUGUCCAUGUCUCACCUGUCAUUAGAUGUUCCGAGGCAUGCUUGACAUGGUUUCGACCAACUAGCCGUGAAGUAGCGUGUCGUGUACAGGGGCUUGUUUGAGAUGGGAAUCCCCAUCUCAUGGACGUUUGCGGCGUGUUGUGUGGACUACAGCGGUAGCACAAUGAAGCUGUCGUACGGUAUCCUAGGCUUUGCUACCGGCAAUAGUAGUAUGGAAACUUCGCGAUGUGGUGGCAAGGCUCUCGUUGUUGGUUUGCUGAAGAAGAAAGGCAAGCAAAGUGAUUGCCAAUCAGCCGAGGAAUGCGACACUUGUACGGCAAAAGACGGCUUAAGUGUACGAAUGCAUGUUUGUUGGCUAGGAAUGUAUUUGGUGAUUCAGUGACAGGACGUGUCGUAGGGUGAAUACGGCGUGACCAAGGUUUUAUGGCGUUGUCAUCUUGCUUAUAAGCUCUUUUUUCCUCGUUUCCUAUGUUGUGCUGUGCCGCUUUUGUUGACAGUUUGGGUAACGACAAC
Molecule: messenger RNA, 4355 nt
Organism: Astrephomene gubernaculifera
Lineage: Eukaryota; Viridiplantae; Chlorophyta; Chlorophyceae; Chlamydomonadales; Astrephomenaceae
Source: the annotation of a GenBank genome assembly